AUGGCCCCCUCCAACCUCCCCCCGAUUUUCAACCCUACCCCCCAGGACAUUGAGAUGCUCCUGGCAGCUCAGUGCCACCUGGGAUCCAAGAACCUCCAGGUGCACAUGGAGCCUUACCUCUGGAAGACUCGCCCUGACGGUGUCAAUGUCCUGAACAUUGGCAAGACCUGGGAGAAGAUUGUCCUGGCUGCCCGUAUCAUCGCCGCCAUCGACAACCCCGCUGACAUCUGUGUCAUCUCCGCUCGUCCCUACGGUCAGCGUGCUGUCCUCAAGUUCGCUUCCCACACCGGUGCCACCGCCAUUGCUGGUCGUUUCACCCCCGGUAACUUCACCAACUACAUCACCCGCUCUUUCAAGGAGCCCCGCCUGAUCAUCGUUACCGACCCUCGCACCGACGCCCAGGCCAUCAAGGAGGCCAGCUACGUCAACAUCCCCGUCAUUGCUCUCUGCGACACUGACUCCCCUACCGACUUCGUUGACGUUGCCAUCCCCACCAACAACAAGGGUCGUCACGCCAUCGGUCUCGUCUGGUGGUUGUUGGCCCGUGAGGUCCUCCGUCUCCGUGGUACCCUCGCUUCCCGUGAGGUUGAGUGGGACACCGUUGUCGACUUGUACUUCUACCGUGACCCCGAGGCUGAGGAGAACAAGGAUAUCGCCGACGAGACCAAGGUCCCCGGUGCUGAGGAGAUCGGCGCUGGUGCCGUUGAGUCUGGCUUCGCUGGUGACAACUGGGACGUCCAGGGUGCUGGUGCCAACGCCCCCGGCACUGCUUUCGCCGCCGCUAGCGCCGUUGGUGCCGCCAGCUGGGAGGCUGACGGUGGUGACUGGGCUGCUGCCAGCGCUCCCGCUCCCGCCGGUGAGAGCUGGGCUGAGACCCAGCCCGCCGAGGGCAAGUGGUAG
Molecule: messenger RNA, 900 nt
Organism: Aspergillus wentii DTO 134E9
Lineage: Eukaryota; Fungi; Ascomycota; Eurotiomycetes; Eurotiales; Aspergillaceae
Gene: rps0
Product: 40S ribosomal protein uS2
Exons: 2
Coding region: 1-900 (299 amino acids)
Biological process (GO): cytoplasmic translation; ribosomal small subunit assembly
Cellular component (GO): cytosolic small ribosomal subunit; ribosome; 90S preribosome
Molecular function (GO): structural constituent of ribosome
Source: RefSeq, a predicted model, not a curated record